AUGCUUUGUCCAAUCAGGUGGUGUCAGAAGGUGUGCACUGUUCACCCCUCUUGCAUCACAUUGCCUGCUUUGGUUGAAGCUGAAAUUGAUGGACAGCCUUGUCUUACGAGCGGUAGUGUUGAGACUGCAGUUCUGUGGCCUUGGGAUCUACUGCAUUGGCUGUUUACUUCAGGAAAGCUUUUGCAAUGGAUUUCAGAUGAUCCAACCAGCGCAGGCGAGAAGGUCUCACAGUAUUGGCAACAUGCUAAGAACCAGGAAUGGUUCUCGGAUCACAACCUUCAAGAGGCGAGCUUCUCUACAUGCGUGCCGAUUUUUUGGCAUGCGGACGGUGUCAAAAUAUACAAAGCUCAGAAAGCCUGGGUCUACAGCUUUUGCUCUGCGACUACGAAAGGAGAAUCCACAAAGACAAGGCUUUUGUUCACCUUGGUGCGUGAAACCCACAUCAAAAAGUAUGACACACAUGACGCCAUGGCUCGACAUAUCGCGUAUGUGAUGCGUGUGCUUGGCCGUGGAGUCUUCCCGCUGGAAGGCCCUGAUGGGAAACCCUUUCCCCCAGGGAGCCGGGAAUACUUGAGAGCAGGCACCAAUUUCGCUAAUGGCUGGCAAUUCCUGUUUGCUGGGUUUCGAGGGGAUUGGGAAGCUAGAGUUAUUUGCCAUAAGUUUGAGCGAAACUAUGCUGCAAAGCAUAUUUGUGAGCGAUGUCCAGCUAGUCGGACAGGUUUAUACACCUUUGGAAACUUGUUGCCCGACGCGCCUUACAAAAGCGUGCAGUGGACUCAUGAAGAGUAUUUGAGCAGCUGCUCAAGGCACCGUGUUUCUCAAUGGGCGCAUGUGCCUGGUUGGCGCCGAGAGCGCAACCUUGAGGGGAGCUUUGAGACUUUGGGAACCGAGGAUUUACUACACGUCCUGCAUCAAGGAGUGGCGUGCGUUGCCAUUCCAUCUCUCAUUUCUGGUCACAUCGAGGCUAAGUGUCCGGGUUGCACACUUGCUGCUGUUGAUCGAGUUUUGGGCACAGAAGUGUGGAAUCAUUACCGUUCCUGGUGCCUGGCUCACAGGAAACCUGGAUGCAGCCACAGGUUCAACUCCACCAGGUUUGGCCGAGAGCACUGGAAUGGAUUUCCAGAGUUGCAAAGCGUUUACAAGGCAGCCGUUGUCAAAGACAUGAUUGCUUGGGCAUCGUCGUUUUUGUGCGAUGCCUUGGGCACAUGUGCUGGCUCUGACCUCCGGUGCUACACGAUGUACGCGCUCCACAGGUUUCAAUCCAACAUGGAUGAGAGCUCGGAAUUCUUUUGGCCUGAGAAAGCGUUGGAGACGGCAAACUUUGCCCGCAUCUUCUUAGUGUUUUAUCAACGACUGGCGCAGUUGAACCGGCUACAUGGAGGAGAAGAUCUCCGCAACUACAAAAUUACACCAAAGUUCCAUUCGAUGACGCACCUAGCUGACUACGUGCAGCAAACAAGGCGCAACCCCAGGUUCUUUGCCAUUCUACAGAAG
Messenger RNA from Durusdinium trenchii, 1494 nucleotides. NCBI's taxonomy places the organism in Eukaryota, Dinophyceae, Suessiales, Symbiodiniaceae. The record is from the annotation of a GenBank genome assembly.